Molecule: messenger RNA, 4279 nt
Organism: Amoebophrya sp. A25
Lineage: Eukaryota; Dinophyceae; Syndiniales; Amoebophryaceae
Source: the annotation of a GenBank genome assembly
UGUCUCGUCGGUCUAAGAAGUGUGUCUUGUGUACCACUAUCGAAAGUUUCGUCGGCAAAGGUCGUUUCGUCGGUGAAGUAAGUGUCGCUAUAAUACACGACUCAUAGAAGUGCGCUGAAUGUAAGUUGUUCGCAAUCGACGCAUCUGAAUUUUGAACUUACAAUGACCCCAAAAAAGAUACAACUAGAGUUUCCGGCAAUCAAAGGUUUUUUUUGAAACUAAGUUGAACUACAGAGCUAGUUUCACAACUGAAGCUUCCUCUACAUAAUUCAUGACACCUCGCACAGCGACUUUCAACACACGAAGCAAAUAAGUAAACUCAAACUCUUUAUUGUAGAGAACAUCUCAAAAACAUAACCGCUACUCAAAAAGAGCAUAGUAGAGCAGCAUGCCGAACGUGGCGAGUCGCGCUUUCUCACGGCUCGCCAUGAGAUGGCACUGUGGGUCGCUUGUAAGGCGGUUUUUUUUCGGCGAUUCUUCCUCAGACACAAAUGCGAGAGUACCUGUUCUCGUCGCCGCACCUCCACCCGGAGGACAAGAGGUCCGUCAACAAGCAGACCCUCUGGUCCGUCAACAAGCAGACCCUCUGGUCGACGUCCUUCGGCAGUUUCCAGGUCAAGCAGUGUGGUUUAUCAAGGUGGCGAUGGUCUUUGGUUCGGUUGCUGGACUAUUUGUGGCCAUACCUUGUGCGCUUUUUCUAUUGGUGCAUUGGGAUCGAUGUAGAAGGUGUAACCGGCCGCUUCAUGCUUGGCUGCUAGUGCACACGAUUUUGCUCCUUUUGCAGACACCGGUAUUUUAAUUCUUUGCCGUGAGGAGGAAAAUACCAGUUUCGUCAACAUAUCAUGCGUAUUUACAGUUGUUUGGUGACAUUCAUUGUUUGGUGGACAUUCAUUGCUUGGCUGCUCGUGCACACGAUGUCAUUUAUAUUUAUCACCAACAAAACCCAGGUCCGUCUGGUUUUCUGGUGGAGUGUUGUACGGGAAGAGAGACGUGGGCAACCGCAGGUAGAAAACGUCGUUCAGCGUUUGACCUCUGCGCCAGCCUGGAGACUUAUUAAGGGUUUCGACAUUGCAUUCUUCGUGUUCGUCCACCAUCCUUCACUCGUUUUCCAGUAGGAAAAGGGUCAAGGAUGUUCUGAAGAAUGCAACUUCCGAAGAACCUCUAAACUUAGCAAGGUGAUAUCAGUCUGCGUCUAUAUUUGGUUCGUCCUAGGCCUCGUGUGGAUCCUUAACAGCGAGCACUGUGCCGAUUGUCCCGGUUUGUAUCGCUUAUGGCAUGAGGGUUUAUAAUUCGGUCUGUAGUAAAUAGAAAAAAAUGGACUAUGCUGAUGAAGAACGAAGUAGACAUUAUAAAGUUCUCCUCCUUUCUGUUUCUAUCUUCGAUUGAGAUCAUGAUUUUUUCCUUAUUACUACCAUUUCGUAAUACAUUCAGAAGCCCAAAGUCCAUCUGUACUACCACCUCGAAGUGCGUGUAGUAGAAGUCCAAGUGACAACUAAACCCCUUGCUGGGAUACAUCAAUCAUCAUGAAUAGAGGUCACGGCUUACAUCAUCAUUUCUCCUUCCUUACUCCCACGGAUCUGAAGGAGAAAUGAUGAUGUAAGCCGUGACCUCAAUUCAUGAGCAUCAUUUCUCCUUCCUUACUCCCUCAGCCUUUUUCUCCCACGGACCACUGCUUUUCAUCUCCUUCCUCACUCCCACGGACCACUUCAUCACCUCUCCUUCCUUACUCCCACGGACCACUGCUUUUCAUACUCGCUCGUGAUCGCAGUGAUUCUGCUGGCGAUCAUCCGACUGCUGGUGACCCUAGUCUGCUUCUACCACUGCUUUCCGAUAAGACCCCGUCUCCUCCAGCUGAUGGAGCCAAGAGUCUGGGGACCUCGUGGAGCGACCCGAGAGCAGCUCGCACGGCUCGGUUCGUGGACGUAUAGCAGGAAGAGAAAGACAGAGAGGACAAACUUAGUUUUACUAGGUAGCGAUGUUGCGGUUACCCAUGGAGGUCACGUUGGGACUACAACAACUACUUACGGAGCAAUUCCCCAUGAAGAAGAUAGAAAUAAGAGUAGUACCACUUCUUCCGGAGUCGUGGCAGAGGAGAAGAAGAUAGAGCUAGCAUCGUUGGAAAAAGACAACGACGAAAGUGACUCGCAAAGUGAAGACCAUCCUUCUACACCAGUGUCUUCUGCUAGCGAUGCUUCAGCGGAUGGCCUGCACCAAAGAAGAGUGGCACAGCAAGGCUCUUCGAAAAGCUCGACGGAAGAUCACCACGAGAGACGGGAAGCAAAAGCUGGCUCUUCGUUUUCUCACGAGGGGAUACAUCUCCAAGAUGUAACGUCAACAGGUCCUGGCUCUUCGUCUUCUCCCGAUCGGAUACAUCUCCAAGAAGAUGUAACAUCAACGCCAAGUGCUGUCUCAUCCUCUCCACUAACUGCGGAAGACGACCCUCUCAGCGACACGGAUGAGCCAAAUUGUGCCGUUUGUCUAGCAGAAUUUGUACCUCUAUGCUGCCACUUUCUGCAUAAUAUGUCCCUCCUAUUAUAGUAUUCCCACUAUGUUGUCUUGAAAGACAGUAUAUCUCAUACACUCACUGGACCAGUCCCCUUUGUUCAUACACUCACUAGAUGACAUAUACACUCUCAUGAACUUCUAAUCGUCUUUUUCCUCUCCGUAAGCCUAUCUAUUUCAAUUUCAAUUGCUAACCCUAUCUAUUUCAAUUUCAAUUGCAACCCAAUCUAUUUCAAUUGCUAACACCUCUUUUUAGCCUUUGUCUCCGUAAGCCUAUCUAUUUCAAUAGCAUUGCUAACUCUAUCUAUUUCAAUUUCAAUUGCAACCCAAUCUAUUUCAAUUGCUAACACCUCUUUUUAGCCUUUGUCUCCGUAAGCCUAUCUAUUUCAAUAGCAUUGCUAACUCUAUCUAUUUCAAUUUCAAUUGCAACCCAAUCUAUUUCAAUUGCUAACACCUCUUUUUAGCCUUUGUCUCCGUAAGCCUAUCUAUUUCAAUAGCAUUGCUAACCCUAUCUAUUUCAAUUUCAAUCAAUCUAACCCUCUCAAUUGCUAACACCUCUUUUUAGCCUUUGUCCCGUUUCAUACACUGGAGAGCUCUGCAGAACGCUGCCUUGUGGACACGAGUUUCAUCAGACUUGUAUUGACACGUGGCUGCUGAAGAACCGGAAGUGUCCGCUUUGUCUGCAAGAUAUCACUGUUGAGAAACGGGAGGUGCUGAAACGGGAGUGAACAAAGAGUAUGUGAACAAAGAGUACUUAAUAUGGAGGACUUCUAAAGAUGUGAGAGUAUGAUCUUUGCGUGAGAUCCAUCGUGUAUACCAUCUAUGACGCCCUUAAGGCAGUCUGCACUGAACUUCGUGCGAGGUUUUGACUUAGGCAGGUUUUGACUUAUCGGAACUCGCUUGCAAAAUACGCAGGUAGGUUUUGACUUAUCGGAACUCGCUCACGAUACAAAAAAAAAAGUGCGAGAUUAAUUGUAUUGUAUUGCAACUUCUGGAGAUCUUGCUACUUUUACUUAUACUAAUCAAAUAGUAGAGAUAUUAGUAGAUGAAGAAAUGAUCAUGGUGUGGCUAGGGUGGAGACGUCUUAGCUUUUCAAAUUUUUUUGAUGCUACUCUUGUAGGUGUCCUGCUUCUUGCAGUAGAGUCCAUCUAGAGCUGAUUACUAGAGCUAAUUGACUGUGACUCGCUUCCCCUUGCAAAAAUUAUAGUGUGGUAUAGGAACUAGGCAACUUCUGCGCGACAGAAAAAAAAUAGAGAGCCCCAACAGAACUGUUUUAUUAACACCCCCCCUCCCCCAGUGACAUCCCCAUCAACUCCAUCACCCCUUGUUUGUAUUUGUUUACGAUUCCCUCACGCGGAUCUUGUUUUUACGCUUCAUCAUGGUAGAACCACAAAGCUUCUCGCUACUCGAACUAAGAGAAUAUAUUGGGUGAACUAAAUGAAUUCUUCUUUUGUUUUGUCCUUUUGCUGAUGCCUCGCGCGCAAUGAUUUAUGUCAUGCUGGUGUCCCACAGUGAUUCAUGUCAUGACGGUAGAUAUUUAUAGCCACACGUUCGCCUCUCGCCGAUGAGAUGUUACUGUUCAAGCGAAUUACGGAGGCUUUUUCUAGAAAACAAAGAUUGAUAGUCUGGCUUUUUCUCCGAACACCUUCCGAGCGCCUCAUGAUCCCUGUACUUUCCAUAUCGUUUAUUUGAACUGUUUUUUCCAACUCCUCCAGCGCAGUAAGAGUUAUCCGUCAUCCACCGACUCACACUACGAAGUUCAUCUACUUUACUCUAG